GGUGGGCAGCUUUUCCGUGGAGCCACUUCACUGAUAAGGUUCCGGGCCUGGGGUGCUCCAUCUUUCCGCUGUUGCACCGCCUGAGCCGUUUAAACAUGGAAGGCGAGAGUACGUCGGCGGUACUCUCCGGCUUUGUGCUCGGCGCGCUGUCCUUCCAACACCUCAAUACGGACUCUGACUCGGAAGGUUUUCUCCUUGGGGAAGUGAAAGGUGAAGCCAAGAAUAGCAUUACUGAUUCCCAAAUGGAUGAUGUUGAAGUUAUUUAUACAAUAGACAUUCAGAAAUAUAUUCCGUGUUAUCAGCUUUUUAGCUUUUACAAUUCCUCUGGUGAAUUAAAUGAGCAAGCACUGAAGAGAAUACUAUCAAGCGUCAAAAAGGAUGUGGUGGGUUGGUAUAAAUUUCGACGCCAUUCAGACCAGAUCAUGACAUUUAGAGAGAGACUACUUCACAAAAACUUACAGAAGCAUCUUUCAAGCGGGGAACUUGUUUUUCUGCUAUUAACACCAAGUGUAAUAACAGAAAGCUGCUCUACUCAUCGACUGGAGCAUGCCUUAUAUAAACCUCAGAAAGGACUUUUUCAUAGGAUACCUUUAGUGGUGGCCAACCUGGGCAUGUCUGAACAACUAGGUUAUAAAACUAUAUCGGGUUCCUGUAUGUCCACUGGUUUUAGCCGAGCAGUAAAAACACACAGCCCUGAAUUUUUUAAAGAAGAUGGAUCUUUAAAAGAAGUACACAAGAUAAAUGAAAUGUAUGCUACUUUACAAGAGGAACUAAAGAGGAUAUGUAAAAAAGUAGAACACAGUGAGGAAGCAGUAGAUAAACUACUAAAGGACGUAAACAGAUUAAAACGAGAAAUUAAAAAAAGGAAACAAGCACAGAUUGAAGCAGCACGAGAGAAGAACGUUCAAAAAGACCCUCAGGAGAACAUUUUUCUUUGUCAAGCUUUACGGACCUUUUUUCCAGAUUGUGAAUUUCUUCAUUCAUGUGUUAUCUCCUUGAAAAAUAGGCAUAUUUCAGAAAGUAGCUGUAAUACCAAUCAUCAACUCAGUGUGGUAGACAACCUGACCCUAAUGGUAAAAUACACCGACAUUCCUGAAGCUAGCCCAGCUAGUAGUGCACAGCAAAUGUUGAAGCGCAAAGCUUUAGAAACAAAUGACAGAUGGCAAUUCAAGAAGUCACGGCUGUUAGAGAUACAAAACAAACCAUCUAAAACAGAUACUGAUAGUAGUAACCAAGAAAAAGCAUCCACAAGCAGCCCAGAAACAGAUGAGGAGAUUGAGAAAAUGAAGGAUUCCGAUGACUAUCCACAGUCUCCUACAUUUUGACCCUUUUAUGCCAAAAUAUUUUGAUUGGCUGAAGGGUAAAACCAAAUAUUUCUAUUGUUUUUGCUAUGUACAGCUGUUUGCACUCAUACAUAAAUUUCUAGUACAUUUAUUUUAUAAAGUAUUUUUAAAACCAAAACCUUUUUUGUCCCUUUUACUAAACUAUUGAAGGAAAGUUUAGAUAGUCUUUUAAACUUGUACAGCAUUCUUUAGAAUUGGGAAAGUUAAUAUGAAUAUUUACUUUAUUUUUUCUAAGUCAUUGCAAUUCCAACUCAUUAUGAUAAAUAGUACAUUUUGAUCAGGGUUGCCAGAUAAAAUUCUGGACACCAUACAAUGCUAGGGACAUACUUAUAGUUAAAAAUUGUUCAUUGUUUAUCUGAAAUUCAAAUUUAAUUAUAUGUCCCACAGUUUUACUUGCUAAAUCUGGCAGUUCUAAUUAUGCCACGACUAUAAUACAGCACAAAUAGUUUGGAUUCUAUAAAGUGAAGUACAAAAUGGUACUAUGUUUUUUACAUUUCACAGCAGCCUCUCAUUUCCAAUCUUACUCAGUUGUCCUAACCACACCUAAUUUGACAACUAUUUUUAAAAACUAUUUUUGUUGUCCUUCCAAAGCAUUUACUUAGUUUUUAUUGCAACAGUAACUUUCUUUUUAAUGCUCAUUUUCAUUAAUACAAUAAUAUAACUAAACACAUAUGGGAACAAAAUAGCUGUUGCUUGGAGGUGCAGACUCAACAGGUAGGCAAGUCUUGGACUUCAGCAUGAGUUUUAGGAAGAAUGUUUAAUGUAGUUUAACCCAGUUUAAUGAGGUGGUUAAGUGAAGCUUGCAUAAGAGCUCUUUGUGUUUUUGUGUAUUUAUCUUUUUCAUAAUUGUGAAGAAUUUUCACAUGAAGCCUCCACUUUUCACUCACUGGAUGAAAUGCUGAACAUACACUUUACUGCUUUUCCAUCUGUUACUUCCUAAUAGAGCAAAUCUGUAGCUAGUAUAAAAAAGUAUCAUCUUUUAUCUAUGUUAACAUGCAUUAGUUACCACAUGGUGCUUAAGAAGCCCACGUAAUAUCAGGGACAAUUUUACAAACAGUGAGUUUCUUCUGGAAUUGUCUGGCUUCAUAAGAAGCAGUUAUGUUGGUGGGGGGCAGGAGGGGAGAUAGGUUGUUAGUAUGAAUCACCCUAUUAAAAAGUAACUGCAAACAUCACCAGAGCAUAUAAAACAUAAUGACUAAAUGUAACCAACAAAUGAACAAACCUGGGCAUAUGGGCUAGAUUAGGAACGUUAGAGGCAACAGAUAGGCAACAUACAUGUAAAUGUCUUCUCUAGAUAAUAGCUUGAGAUUUCUCAACAAUCCUACAUGUUUACUCAGAAGUCUAAAUGUGCCCUCAUGGAAAGUUUGAUUUGCUAAAAUGCCAUAACAAAAGCAUUUAGCUCCUAUUGUUGCACAAUAAUACAUCUCUUUUGAAGAAAGCAAUAAUGAACUUUCAGUUAAAGGAGCUUGCUCAGGUAAUUACACAGCUGAACUUCCACAAUUGAGUUUGAUGACCCAACAUUUAGGGUAUUGAAUGAAAAGGAGGAAGAGUCCUUACAGGAAGGACUCCAGUUUUUCUCCAUCUUUUGGCAAUGACAUAAUAGAUUGCCUAUUGAUCAGUUUAUUUACACGACUCUACCACUUUCAGGAUAGACUAGACCAGGAAAAAAUGUUAGGUCCUGUAAUACCACCACUAUCUAGCCAAUGUAACACCUUUACAAAGGGGAGAUGCACUGCACUACAUAGGUAUACCUGUAUUGGCUAGUUACAAAAUCUCCGUGAGCGAUUUCAGGUCCACACCCUGUCACAUUGGAAUUGUACAUUAUACAAGCAUUCAACUUUCCUGUACCCAAAUCCCUAAAAUCCCACUUAUAAGACAGAACCUGUACCUAAAGUAAAAUUCCAAUACUAGCCAUCCCUUCCACAUUUAACAUCCCAUUAUCAGCAGUCUAUUAUUUAUAGGCUAUUUGUAGACCAGAUAUAAGUGACAGUGCUACAGUACCAAUGUUUUUAUUCAUGUGUAUGUAAAUGUAAUCAUUACUAACACCUCAAAUAACCUUUAAUGAAGAUUCAUUGGUGUGGAUAGGAAGUACUUCUUUACUCCUAAAUACUUUUUCCUUGUAAGAUUUCAUUAAGAGCUAAAGACAAUACAGUUUGAUAAAAUUUAGUGUACUAAUUUUCUAAAGGUUAUUAAAUCUUAUAGUUUGAGUCAACAACCAUUUAUUUUAAAAUAACUUUAUUGAUGAUAACAUUAUGUAAUUUACUCCCGAUAUUUGAUGUUACAAACUUUAGGGUCUUUGAGGUACACAGGAUCCUUGUAUGUAACUGGCAUAAACCCUGUAAAGAGAUAAUUAAAGUUCUUUACCAAAGAAAACAGACAAAAUUUUGAUUAGCUCAAAUUAUUUUUUCAGAUGCUCUUACCCAUUAUUUGCGCUCUCUUAAUCGCCUUUGUGAUUUCUUUUUGUUUCUUCCCACAAAGACCUAUAAAAUAAAAUGCUUUCUUAUUCAUACAGAAAUGCCAAUAUUCAAAAUGUGUAACAAUUGUCUAAGUAAAAGAAGAGUUGGGAAACCUGUAAAGAGCCGGAGAAUAUUUUUAGCUUUGUGUGCAAUAUAGUCUCUAUCAUAACUUCUCUAUCCUUUUAUUGCACACCGCAGCCAGCUAUGGAUGCCAUGGAAACUGAGCUACUUGCAAAAAUAAGUGGCAGAUCCAAUGCAGCCUAUGGUAAAUAGGCCCCUGUUUAAAAUAACAGUCUAGGAGUAAUUAUAGUAUCCACCAAAUACCAACACAACUUUUUAAGCCCAGGUUUUCUACACGUCAGCUUAUAAUACCUGCGAUAAGAAGGCAUGUAAAAUAAUACCCCUUUUGGACUAAGAUGCUUUCUUAAAUAGUAACCAUUCUAAUAGUGAUUUAUAGCACUAUUUGAAAAUUUGCCAGUUUUCUUUUUUUUAUCAACUCUCCUUAGGGCUAUCUGUACAUUUAAUGUGAUUUCAAAAAAAGAUUGACUGGCUUUUUCUCCACCUCAAAAUUGUAAAUGCCAAUUCUCAACUUUAUAUAUAAUAAUAAGCAAGAAUGGCCAGGAAAACUCUGAAAAAGAAUGAGUGGAUAUUAAAAAUAGAAAAUAUUUUUAUUAACAGUAAGAUGGCUUUUAUAAACAAUAAUAUUCAAGGAAGUCAUUAAGUAAGUAGAACACAAAAUCUAUGCCAAGAAAUAAUUUGUCACCAAUUACAUCACACAAAACUAAAAAGAAAAGUCACCCUAGUGAAGAAAAGCAAGGGCACAGGUACUGACUUGUCUAUGCUGAGAGGGGGGAAUACCUCUGUGGGCCCUAUGGG
This is a messenger RNA of Phyllostomus discolor (pale spear-nosed bat), 4675 nucleotides long. It is a transcript of the gene ABRAXAS1, whose product is annotated as abraxas 1, BRCA1 A complex subunit. The record is from RefSeq and is a predicted model, not a curated record. Gene Ontology annotation, biological process: mitotic spindle assembly; protein K63-linked deubiquitination; attachment of spindle microtubules to kinetochore. NCBI's taxonomy places the organism in Eukaryota, Metazoa, Chordata, Mammalia, Chiroptera, Phyllostomidae. Gene Ontology annotation, cellular component: nucleus. The transcript has 9 exons. Gene Ontology annotation, molecular function: microtubule binding; polyubiquitin modification-dependent protein binding. Bases 96 to 1325 code for a protein of 409 amino acids.